GGAGACAGAGGGGAGCAUUGUGCUUACUUGUACAUGGUGUUACCUCGAUAAACUGAAGGAAUAUUUAAGAGAAGUGGAGUCUGAGGAGCGUUAGGAAGUAUUUGGCGUGUGAGCUGAUGAACCAGGGCAUCCUGGCACUGGUCACCUCCACAGGAUGUGCUUCAGCCAGCGCCCUGCAGUCUCUGACGGACGCCAUGCACAUCCCCCACCUGUACAUCCAGAGGAACAGCGAGGGCUCGCCCCGCACCGCCUGCCAGUUCAACCCGAGCCCCGGCGGGCAGCGCUACACGCUCGCCGCCCGGCCACCCGUCCGCCUCAACGACGUGAUGCUGACGCUGGUGGAGGAGCUGCGCUGGCAGAAGUUCAUCAUCUUCUACGACAUCGAGUAUGAUAUCCGCGGCCUGCAGGGCUUCCUGGACCAGACGUCCCGGCAGGGCGUGGACGUGGCGCUGCAGCGCGUCGACAGGAACAUCAGCAAGGUGUUCACCAACCUGUUCAGCACCAUGAGGACGGAGGAGCUGAACCGCUACCGGGACACACUGCGCCGAGCCAUCCUGCUGCUGAGUCCCCACGGAGCACACACCUUCAUCCAGCAGGCCGUGGAGACGAACCUGGCCUCCAAAGACAGUCACUGGGUGUUUGUGAACGAGGAAAUCAGCGACACGGAGAUCCUGGAGCUUACCCACAGUGCACUGGGGCGCAUGACGGUGAUCCGGCAGAUCUUCCCGAUGUGGCGCGACAGCAACACCCGCUGUAUGAGGCGCAACCACCGGAUAUCCUCCCUGCUGUGCGACCCGCAGGAGGGGUACAUGCAGAACCUGGAGGUGUCGAACCUCUACCUGUACGACAGCGUUCUGAUGCUCGCCAACGCCUUCUACAGGAAGCUGGAGGACAGGAAGUGGCACAGCAUGGCGAGCCUCAACUGCAUCAGGAAGUCCACCAAGCCGUGGAACGGAGGCUGGUCCAUGCUGGAGACCAUCCAGAAGGGUAACAUCACGGGUCUGACAGGUACGAUGGAUUUUAAGGACAGCGGCGCCAACUCUCACGUCCAGUUUGAGAUCCUCGGCUCCAGCUUCAGCGAGACCUUCGGCAAGGACAUCAAGAGGCUUGCUACCUGGGACUCGGUUCACGGUCUGAACGGCAGCCUGAAGGAGAGCCGGAUCGAGAACGGCAUGCAGGGAGUCACCGUCAAAGUGGUCACACUGCUGGAGGAUCCCUUUGUGAUGGUGGCAGAGAACAUCCUGGGUCAGCCCAAGAGAUAUAAAGGAUUCUCCAUCGACGUGCUCGACGCCCUCGCCAAAAUCCUCGGCUUCAAAUACGAGAUCUACCAGGUGUCUGACAGUAAAUAUGGAUCUCAGCUUCCCAACGGCUCGUGGAACGGUAUGAUCGGGGAUCUCAUUAACAAGAGGGCGGACCUGGCGGUGUCGGCCAUCACCAUCACCCCUGAGCGUGAGAACGUUGUGGACUUCAGUAAGCGCUACCUGGACUACAGCGUGGGGAUCCUGCUGAGGAAACCCGAGGAGAAGAUCAACAUCUUCUCUCUGUUCGCGCCCUUCGACCUGGCCGUGUGGGCCUGCAUCGCCGCCGCCAUCCCGGUGGUGGGCGUCCUCAUCUUCCUGCUCAACCGGCUGCAGGCGCUGCGCUCCUCCGCUACCCAGAAUGCACCGCAGGGACAGCCACCCAACGGCGUGGUGGGUUCAGGGUCGCUGCAGAGCGCCGUCUGGAUCGUCUACGGGGCAUUCGUUCAUCAAGGAGGGGACGGUGUGAUUGGCUCUGUGGCCCUCAGGAUCGUGAUGGGCAGCUGGUGGCUCUUCACCCUCAUCGUGUGUUCGUCGUACACCGCCAACCUGGCAGCGUACCUCACCGUGUCCCGCAUGGAUCACGCCAUACGGUCCUUCCAGGAUCUGGCCCGUCAGAUGGAGGUGGACUACGGCACGGUCCGGGACUCGGCGGUCUACGAUUACUUCCGGAACAAAGGCACCAACCCUCUGGAGCAGGACAGCACGUACGCCGAGCUGUGGAGGACGGUCAGCCGGAACAACGGGCAGGACUACUCCGUGUCCAGCCCCUCAGAGGGCAUCCGCAAGGCGAAGAAGGGUCCGUACGCCUUCCUGUGGGACAUGGCGGUGCUGGAGUACGCGGCGCUGACGGACGACGACUGCACCAUCACCGUGUCGGGGAACAGCAUGAGCAGCAAGGGGUACGGCAUCGCCAUGCAGCACGGCAGCCCCUACAGAGACCUGUUCUCCCAGAAGAUCUUGGAGCUCCAGGAGAAAGGCGACCUGGACAUCAUGAAGCAGAAGUGGUGGCCUCGGACGGGCCGCUGCGACCUCAACAGCCACGCCAGCGCUCACCCCGACGGCCGCUCCCUCAAGCUGCACAGCUUUGCCGGCGUCUUCUGCAUCCUGGCGGCCGGCCUGCUGCUGGCCUGCCUGGUGGCCGGGCUGGAGGCCUGGUGGAACAGCAACCGCUGCCGGCAGGAGCAGCCCAAAGAGGACAAGGAGGUGAACCUGGAACAGGUGCAUCGUCGUAUGAACAGUCUUUUGGACGAGGACUUGGCCCACAAGCAGAUCCCCGGCCCCUCUAUCGAGAUCUCUGCGCUGGACAUCGGCAGCAUGCAGCCCAGCCAGGCCUCUCUGAUGCCGGGCCCGGAGUCCUACCAGCCCUCGGGCCUCGCUGUGACCACCUUCCUGCCCGGGGAGGGGGGUCCGCCGCCUCCUCUACCCCACCCUCACCAUGGGGGGACCCUAGGCAGGACGCACCACCUCUCCCAGGGCCCUGGCAGCAACACAUUGCCCCUGCACCACCACCACCCGCUCAGCAGCACCAGCCUCAGCGGCACCAUGCAGUGCAAACACAGGGCGCCCAACGGGGGGCUCUUCCGGCAGAGCCCUGGCAAGACCCCCAUGCCAAUGUCCUACCAGGCAGUCUCCGCAGGACCCAUACCCGAAGCCAUUGAUGCCACCCACAGCACAUCCAUAUAGGGAUGGAGUGAGUCGCCCCUGGACUUUGGUUUGAAUAUGAGGUGGGGUCUUUAGAGGAAAACUAUUAUGGGAGAAAAAAUGUGUACAAAAAAGAUUUUGUAUCUCACUACCUGUUCAGAAAAGCCGGGAAAAGAUUGUGGGCAUGGCCGGGAUGGUGGGGGGGGGUUAGUUUUUCUCUUGUACAUAGGUGUAAAUACCAAGAGAACGAAGUGAGGUCAAAGUGUAUUUUGAAUAAUAAGUUGAGUUAUAAAAAACCCACAAAACGAGAUAAAAAAAUCUAUAUAUAAAUCGAUGAAAAGUUCUGACUGUUUGAAUGGCUUUGUAAAUUUUGUUCAAUAUGAGACAAUGAGGCGGAAUUCAUUGUGAUUGUUUUCUAAGUGCCGAAUUUAAACGAUGUCUCUCCACAACUCAUCGAUGUAAACGAUUACCCAUGAUGCACCGCUGUAGGGACAUGUUAGUGUUGGACACCUACUGUUAUGCACCUCUGUACCAACCUGGUAAUAUCUGCAGACGGAAACGAUCACAAUCUUCUUUCGUUUGUAUUAAAUAUAUAGUACACAUCGUUCUUCAGAUCUAAAGUCUGCAUUCAUUUUCUUACGUUGACUGUAAAUGGUGUAUCAUUGGGGGGGGGGGGGGUUCAUAUUUUACACUCGGCUAAGUGGUUUGUUUUUUAAAGUAGCUUUUUAUUUGGCAUCAGUACUGUCCAGGUGAGGAGGUUCAGGUGGGGAAGGAGAGAGACUCUUGGGCUGCGAUCUCACCUUGAUCAUAGGUACGGACAUUUUGACGUGCUGAGCUGCUUUUGUUCCAUUACUGUUAAUGGAUCAUCCAAGAUUGGACUCAUCGGGAAAUAUGAUGCUGGAGCAGUCUUCUCUGACCAAUAACGAUCAACACCGUAAUGCCCUUUAAAAGAGAUGCUUCGUUUUUAAACUCUACAACCCAGACAUUUCUCCACAUAUGGCAACCUGGUUUGGUGCUGAAAUAUUUAAGCAAUUCCCAUGAAGUUUGGCACAAAGAUUACUGACCUCUAGCUCUUAAAUCACCUUUCUUUUAAUCGAGCAGUUCAAUUCUCGAAGAUGACUCAAACCCAAAAUGCAUUGACUUUGGAGAUCAAGCUUUGGGCAUUUUGUCCCAAUUCAUCCCAAAACGGUAUUUCCAGUCUCAGCCAGAGAUGGGUUACUGAUAGUUAUAUAAAUACCAGCACUUUCUACUGUUCAGUAGUCAUCUUAUAUACUUAGAUACUCGGAUAAGGAGGAAGAGGAGGAUCCAAAACGUUGGUAAAUGCCUUGAAGUUCAGUUAAAGCAUUUACCAUAAGUGAUCUACUGAGGCUUUUGUAACACCACUAGCAGUUUGGCAUCGGUUACCAACUCAAGGUUCUCUCUAAACUGAACGUUCAACCAUUAAAGAGCCAACAGGUCUUUGGCCAUUAAUUCCUAAAUGUUGAAACCAAAAUGUCGUUGAGUUUGUCCAGAUUUUGAUAACAUUUUUGGUUUUCCGGCUUUUGAUUUUGUGCCAAAUGAAGAAAGCAGAGGGAACAUUCGGUGUGAGACCGCAGUCCAACAGUCUCUGUUUUUAUGUGUUAUAUUUAACCCGAAGAAAGAGGUCUAAAAACGAUCAGCUAUAUGGAUCUGUCUUUACUUUUUGAUACUAGAGAAUUUAAUGUGGACACUUGUAUACCAGUUCUUUCUCCUGCAGAGCAGAGCAGUUAUUCCAGGCAGACGGAGCGAGUGAGAUAUUCCCCUCGAGUCCUUCCUAACGAGAUCCAUUAUCACCUGCAGGGACGACACAGGUCGUUAUCCAAAGUGCAAUCACAGGCUCAUCUGCAGGCGCCAUACCUCAACCGCUUGUAAUAUAGAGGGACUGAUUAUGUUUGCUAAAGAUUGUUUUUCCUUUAUAGAAUACUGUGUGAUGAACCUUUGUGGACAACAGGAUAUAUGAAACCUCACACCCCCCCCCCCCCUCUCUCCGCCUUCAUAAGUGCAAUUAAUGUGCAUUUAUGGGCCUAAUGAGUUCUGACAGACGCAGCUCGCCGUCUCUUAAUGGGUUUCUUUUCCAAAAUGUCGUCAUUUUAAUGCCUGCAGAGGAAAAUAGAGGUACCUGAACUUGACAGAAUGAAGGGCUUCAUUUCUUAAAUUCAUUUCCAUCGACACAAGAACUUUGGAUUCAGCAGCUAAUUGAUCCAAUAGGAUGUUCAUUCUUAGGGAAACUGUUUGAUUUGAGAUUAAGUUUAGGACCAACACACUUCUUCUGGUGCUUUAAACCUUUAAAGAGUUCUUAAUGAAACGGAUGUAGAUGUUCAAGACGUGCUGGUGUUCGAUGGCCGAACAGACUUUAUGUUUAGGGAAACUGCACUGAUCUGAGUCGAAGUUUCCUAAAACCAUAAAUCAAUGAAGUUACCUUUUGCUUUGAAUCUUUAAAGAGUUCCUCAUUUGAUAAUUGUGAGUACCAACAAGCGCUGGCAUCGAAUCGUCCAUUCCGGACCUUUGACUGCAUUGAUUUCCCUCAAAUGAUUCCUGUGGAUCCAGAUGUUUUCUUGACCUUCACUCUGCAGAAAGGACUUGAACUUCUCUGCUCAUAAACCAUGGAUAUAUAUCAUAUGUUUGCCAAAUGGGGGGGGGGUUACAGGCUAUUGUUGUGUCCCUGUGUGAAUACAGAUUCUCUCCUGCAUUAAAGAAACUGUUCCAUGUGUUUCUGUCGGACAUGGACGGCUCCCCCGCUGACUCUCCGUGGAUGUUUUCUAACCGUGGCGGUUGCUUUUUCUCAUUGCUUUUUCACUUUGUGCUCCACCACAUUACGGCAGGCAACCCUAAGCUUACUGUGAUUGGUCGGCAGACAGGAGGUCAACAGGAAGUGUGUCUCCAUGUCCCCCCCCCCCCUUACUCCCUGUCAGAAGAUGAAACUGUCAUCGCAUAGAGUCUGUCAGUCCAUCUGAGACCCUGAUUUUAUUUAUGA
Molecule: messenger RNA, 5934 nt
Organism: Eleginops maclovinus (Patagonian blennie)
Lineage: Eukaryota; Metazoa; Chordata; Actinopteri; Perciformes; Eleginopidae
Product: glutamate receptor ionotropic, delta-1-like
Exons: 16
Coding region: 117-2984 (955 amino acids)
Biological process (GO): monoatomic ion transport; synaptic transmission, glutamatergic; modulation of chemical synaptic transmission
Cellular component (GO): postsynaptic density membrane; plasma membrane
Molecular function (GO): glutamate receptor activity; transmitter-gated monoatomic ion channel activity involved in regulation of postsynaptic membrane potential
Source: RefSeq, a predicted model, not a curated record